AGGCCAGACAUGGGGACCCAAAGUCCCGAGCCAGCCGUCCUCCGGGGCCCCUUUCCUGGGACCGCACGGGGAUUGUGGGGCCCCCUCUCAUUCUCCGAAGCCACCCUUGUCCCCGAGAGCCUGGAGCCUGGGGCCUUUCGGGGCAGCCUGGUGCUUCCUGUUAGAAAUGGGGAGACCCACCCCAAGACGAGCCGGGGCAAGCACUCCACGCUGCCUGCCUCUCUGAAACCUGACACGGUCCCCACGCGGUGGCCUGGCAGAGGUGGGGGACGCCCCCAGCCUGGCCCCUGCUCCAAGUGACCCCUGCACCUGUGUUCUCAGCGGUCCACAGGGCAGGGGAGCUGACCCCCAGGGGGCUGCAGCGAAGAUUAGCAAAAGCCACACCUGGCAGUGCCUGGCACAAGUGCCCAGCGCAUAGUAGGUGACCGGUAAAGGCCACCGCUCGCCAGCCAGAAUGUGUCGUGGCUUCUGCGGGCUGCUUGGGGGAGGCAGUGGGAAGUGGCUAUCUCAGCGUGGGUGGGGGGAGAGGAAGGCGCCUGAAAAGACAUUUCAAACCCCAGGUCCUGAGGAUGCUCCCAGCCUGCAAGGUCACGGUUCCUGGUGCCGACCCCAUUACCUGCUGGCCAGGGGAGGGGGGUGGGAGGAGGGGCACUGACCAAGGAGAACCAGAAGAUUCCUGGAAAGUCAUUUCUCUGACAAGCCCAGAAGGGCACUCCCCCCCCCCCCCCAACGCAGUCAGACUCCAGCGGAAGCCAGGAGUGGCUCUUCACGCCUCCCCCCAACACCGCCCCCACCAGGCCUGGUCAGGAGUCAGCAUGGUGGCCAAGAGCCCAGACCUGGAUCCAUCCCACCCUCGGGUAUCUCACACGCUAAGGGACCCCGGGGUCCUGGUUUCUUUGUGAAAUGAAUCCGUUGUUUCCACGCAAUCAGCAAGUCCACAGUGCGCCUGCUGCUGCCGGGCCCGGUGCUAGGCACUCAGAUGAGCCCAGAUUUGCACCUACAACUGUUUGCAAUGCACAGGACUCCCCACCACCAGUGAGGACACAUCCGCGGGCAGGGUCACUUCUCUGCAAGCAGAAAGCAACAGGAGGCGCCGGGGUGCAGUCACAGGCGCUGGGGCAGGCACCAUGGCCGUGGACGUGGCUGAGUACCACCUGAGUGUCAUCAAGAGCCCGCCCGGCUGGGAGGUGGGCGUCUACGCCGCGGGGGCGCUGGCCCUGCUGGGAAUCGCCGCCGUGAGCCUGUGGCGGCUCUGGACGUCCGGCAGCUUUCCCAGCCCCUCGCCGUUCCCCAACUAUGACUACCGCUACCUGCAGCAGAAGUACGGCGAGGCCUCCGCAGAGGCCAGGCGCAAGAGGAUGCCCUCCUGGAACGGCCAGCGGCCCGGCACGCGGGGCCCGCCCAGCCGCAAGGACAGCCUGAGCCUGGAGGACACCUUGGAGAGCGUGAGCGAGCUGGGGCCCCUGGAGCUGAUGGGCCGCGAGCUGGACCUGGCGCCCUACGGGCCGCUGCGCAAGUCCCAGUCGGCUGACUCCCUCAACUCCAUCUCCUCCGUGAGCAACACGUUCGGGCAGGACUUCACCCUAGGCCAGGUGGAGGUGAGCAUGGACUACGCCGCCGCGUCCCACACCCUCCACGUGGCCGUGCUGCAGGGCAGGGACCUGCUGGAGCGUGAGGAAGCCAGCUUCGAGUCCUGCUUCAUGCGUGUGAGCCUGCUGCCGGACGAGCAGAUCGUGGGCAUCUCCCGGCUCCAGCGGAACGCCUACUCCAUCUUCUUCGACGAGAAGUUCUCGGUGCCGCUGGAGCCCGCCGCCCUGGAGGAGAAGAGCCUGCGGUUCUCCGUGUUCGGCAUCGACGAGGACGAGCGCAACGUGAGCACGGGCGUGGUGGAGCUGAAGCUGUCCGUGCUCGACCUCCCGCUGCAGCCCUUCAGCGGCUGGCUGUACCUGCAGGACCAGAACAAGGUCCCUGACGCUGUGGGGGAGAUCCUUCUGUCCCUCAGCUACCUCCCCACAGCCGAACGGCUCACUGUGGUCGUGGUAAAGGCCAAGAACCUCGUCUGGACCAACGACAAGACCACAGCGGACCCCUUCGUCAAAGUGUACCUGCUGCAGGAUGGGAGGAAGAUGAGCAAAAAGAAGACGGCGGUGAAGAGGGACGACCCCAACCCUGUGUUCAACGAAGCCAUGAUCUUCUCUGUGCCGGCCCUGGUGCUCCAGGACCUGUCUCUCCGCGUGACGGUGGCUGAGAGCAGCAGCGACGGUCGUGGGGACAACGUGGGCCAUGUCAUCAUCGGGCCCUCGGCCAGUGGCAUGGGCACCACACACUGGAACCAGAUGCUGGCCACGCUGCGCAAGCCCGUGUCCAUGUGGCAUGCUGUCCGGCGAAACUAGCAGCCGGGGCGGCCCAGGCACCCCCGCCAGAGCCCAGCGGGAGCCACGAACGCUGGGCUCCCCCUGUGGAGUCCCCCUCUGCCCAGACUGCAGCAAAGGGCAGACAUGGUUCUGUGUCCAGGGGCCUGGGGCUUUCUGCCAUGGAGGACCGGGGGUGGCUGGGUCAGGACCGGGCAGGGCAGCGAGGGGGGCGCUGGCCACUGAGCAAGCGCCAUCUCCAAUCCUCUUCCUGUCCGAACCUCACCUGAGAGGGGCCCUGGGCUCCCACAGCCAGCGACCUCCGCCCCACACCUCCCAGGACCCAGCAAGGCUUCGGGGCCGGCACCCAGCUGGGCACCGGCAGGGGUGACAGGAACAGGAAGAUGAGCUCCGCCUGCCCCCGGGGCUCGGCCGUGUUGGUUUUGGGGUCUCUGGGGGCUGGGGGAGGGGCUGAGAGUGUCCCGACGGGGGUACCAGCCUGAGCCAGGGCACGAGGCCAGGCCAUGCAGAACCCUGCAGGCCGUGGAGCACUGGGCCCCGAGUUCUCUACGUCUGCUCUCGUGAGCCUCAGCCGCUGUGAGAACCAGAAGGUCAAAGAGGUGCAGGCCGUGCGCCAAGCACCUGCUGGGAAAAGAGAAGCCUGG
Lepus europaeus (European hare) is the source of this 3016-nucleotide messenger RNA. RefSeq names its product synaptotagmin 12 (gene SYT12). The transcript has 9 exons. Bases 1128 to 2393 code for a protein of 421 amino acids. Gene Ontology annotation, cellular component: membrane. Gene Ontology annotation, biological process: cellular response to calcium ion; regulation of calcium ion-dependent exocytosis; calcium-ion regulated exocytosis. Gene Ontology annotation, molecular function: SNARE binding; calcium ion binding; phosphatidylserine binding. Lineage: Eukaryota; Metazoa; Chordata; Mammalia; Lagomorpha; Leporidae. The record is from RefSeq and is a predicted model, not a curated record.